AUGUUUCCAAAUUCUUCUGUUCCUUCGAAAGAAACCGAGUAUUUAAAGGAUGACUCAACAAAAGUGGACAUUGAAGCAAUCAUGGACAACAUCAGCAUCGUCCUCUACACACUGACUGUCGUGCUUGGCAUCACAGGAAACUCUAUGGUGAUCUGGGUGGCUGGAUUCAAGCUCAAGAGGAAAGUUACCAAUGUGUGGCUGGUGAACCUGGCCGUAGCAGACCUGAUCUUCUGCGUCACACGAGUCUUCUCCCUCACCAAGAACCUCUUCUUCGACCACUGGCCCUUUGGCGUCUUCCUCUGCAAGUUCAACGGCUUCUUCAAAUACGCCAACAUGUUCUGCUCCGUCUUCCUGCUGGCUGUGAUCAGUCUGGACAGGAUGCUGUGUGUGUGGAGGCCAGUCUUCACGAAGAGACGCCGGACCUUGUGCGCUGCCAGGAUGGUGGCAGUGCUCGUCUGGAUCACAGCCAUCAUCUUCAGCACUCCCUACUUCAUCUACAGGCAAGUUUACAUGAAGAACAACAAGAGCAAAUGCUCCUUGGAAGUGAAGGAGGCGACGGAGGGAGAAAACGUAGCCAAAUAUGCUCUUUACUUCAUCCGCUUCCUGUGUGGCUUUGCCUUACCCUUCAUUGUCAUUCUUGUUUGUUAUAUCAUGGCUGGUUUUGGCAUUCGACGCACCCGCCUGUCAGGGAAGUCCCGCCCCCUGCGUAUACUGGCCUCACUGGUCAUUGCAUUCUUCCUGUGCUGGGCUCCUUAUCACUGUCUGCUGCUUGUGAAGAUGGUGGACAGCAAGAACGCUGUGUUGAAGAUCUGGCAUCCUUUGGCAACUGGUUUGGCCUACUUUAACAGCUGUGUUAACCCACUGUUGUAUUUCUUCAUGGGGCUGGAUGUGAGGGGGCACUUCAGGCAGAGUCUGAUGGGCAUUUACCGGAGAGCUCUGGCUGACGAUGUCGAAGGACAGACGAGUCAGUCAAAUGAUCACUCUUUGGAGGAAAGCACUGCAUCAAAAUACAGUUCUUCUGUGGUGGCAGGAAGAACUGUGAGAAACGAAGUUGGAUCACAGUGA
Molecule: messenger RNA, 1065 nt
Organism: Nematolebias whitei (Rio pearlfish)
Lineage: Eukaryota; Metazoa; Chordata; Actinopteri; Cyprinodontiformes; Rivulidae
Product: C3a anaphylatoxin chemotactic receptor-like
Exons: 2
Coding region: 1-1065 (354 amino acids)
Biological process (GO): phospholipase C-activating G protein-coupled receptor signaling pathway; positive regulation of cytosolic calcium ion concentration; complement receptor mediated signaling pathway
Cellular component (GO): plasma membrane
Molecular function (GO): G protein-coupled receptor activity; complement receptor activity
Source: RefSeq, a predicted model, not a curated record